Molecule: messenger RNA, 1140 nt
Organism: Scaptodrosophila lebanonensis
Lineage: Eukaryota; Metazoa; Arthropoda; Insecta; Diptera; Drosophilidae
Product: protein embryonic gonad
Exons: 2
Coding region: 1-1140 (379 amino acids)
Biological process (GO): regulation of DNA-templated transcription
Molecular function (GO): DNA-binding transcription factor activity; zinc ion binding; sequence-specific DNA binding
Source: RefSeq, a predicted model, not a curated record
AUGAACCAGCUGUGCAAAGUGUGCGGCGAACCUGCGGCUGGAUUUCAUUUUGGAGCUUUCACUUGUGAGGGGUGUAAGUCCUUCUUCGGACGCACAUACAACAAUGUGGCCGCGAUCGCCGGCUGCAAGCACAAUGGGGACUGUGUCAUCAACAAGAAGAAUCGCACGGCCUGCAAGGCAUGCCGUCUGCGCAAAUGCCUGCUGGUGGGCAUGUCGAAGAGUGGCUCCAGAUAUGGGCGUCGCUCGAACUGGUUCAAGAUCCACUGCCUGCUGCAGGAGCAGCAGACUACGGCCGGCGGCAUGGGUGGCAAUAGUGCCGGCACUGGCGCCAGCAACGCCAACUUGGAUCAGUUGGCACGUCUGCAGCACGCCAGCAAUCAGGCGCGACAGACCUACCAGGACAAGACCAAUCCCUGCAUCAAAUCAGCCACCGCUACAGCCUCGCCCGCCAUGACCAUUCAGGCAGCAGCAGCGACAUCGGCCGCCUCUUCGACGACGUCGAGUCUGCCGAGUUUUCUGCAAGCAGCCAAAUACCUGAACGAACAGCAUCGCCAACUCAAACUGGAGUCCCGCCUCAGCAAUACGCCCAGCGAUUCGGGAGCCUCUUCUGCAGGGGAUCCCACAGACGAUGGUACAAGCGUUGUGAGCGCCAGCACGCCAACCCUAAAGCUGCGGAGGGGUUUGCGCAAAUUCGAAUCCAACUUCGCGGUUCUGGAGCCAAGCCAACACGCAAGCGAGGAUAUUAUGCACAGCACCGAACAGCAGCGCCGCCAUAAGGAGUUGCUCGAUAUAUUUCGCAGUCACUCCGAACCGCUAUAUAGUCCCUUUGCUCCUUUCACCCUGCCUCCCACAUUGCUUGCCUGCGCACCGCCCCUACCAGUCGCCACCAUGGCGACGGUCUUCAAGGACCAAUUCAAAUCUGAUCUUCUGUAUACGGAUGCUGCAGCCGAAGAGGAACCCAUCGAUCUGUCCUUAAGAUCCCGCACAGCACACGCAAGUCCUGCCACAGCGCCCAGUAGUCCAGUUACAAGCUCAAGUCAUCCUGCACCCCCUCACUGCUUGGGCGAGGCGUCAACUUUUGUUCGUAAGUCGACGCCGCUCGAUCUGACGCUCGUUCGAUCGCAGACUCUGACAGGAUAA